Molecule: messenger RNA, 1365 nt
Organism: Zingiber officinale
Lineage: Eukaryota; Viridiplantae; Streptophyta; Magnoliopsida; Zingiberales; Zingiberaceae
Product: ras-related protein RABA5a-like
Exons: 5
Coding region: 489-1160 (223 amino acids)
Cellular component (GO): endosome
Molecular function (GO): GTPase activity; GTP binding
Source: RefSeq, a predicted model, not a curated record
CCGUCUUCCUUUCUAGUCGAGUUACCGCUCGCGAACUAAGUUUAAGCCCCGUUCCACUUCCCAUUAAAACCCUUCCCCUUCGAUCCUUACGUUUUUCCUUUCCCGGAAAGGGUAGCAGUCCCUUGGUGCUCGGAGAUUUUUUCGUCGAGGUAGCCGAAGGAUUCCCAAGGAGAGAGAACGACGGCCGGAUCUUGGGCCUGAUGAGGGUGCGCCAAUUAUUGCCGUCCGCACGUGGUACGAUCGAUUUUGGUGCUCAAAGUCGGAUCUGUUGGACUUUGCUCCUUGCUGCAAGUGACCUGCUCUUUAUUUAUGGUGUUGCACCCAUAAGGCGACCAUGUUCAAUGUGGGAUUUAUUUGCAAAGGAUUAGAGAGAUAGAGAAGCAGGAAAAUGCCAUGAGUUUGUGGAACUCUCACAGCGACCAAGCUCAAUCUUUGGCUAUGAUUAUCUACUGACCACCAGGAGAGCCAUCAGUGAGAAAGUCAAAAAGAUGGCCAACAAUGGAGAUGAACAGCAAAGUGAGGACUAUCUUUUCAAAAUUGUUAUGAUUGGCGAUUCUGCUGUGGGGAAGUCAAAUUUGCUCGCAAGGUUUGCACGGAAUGAAUUCUAUCAAAAUUCCAAAUCCACCAUUGGUGUUGAAUUCCAGACUCAGAAGAUGCUCAUUGAUGGAAAGGAAAUUAAAGCUCAGAUUUGGGAUACUGCUGGUCAGGAACGCUUCAAGGCUGUUACAUCUGCAUACUACAGAGGUGCAGUAGGAGCACUUCUUGUUUAUGAUAUCAGCAGGCGCCGGACUUUCGAGAGUAUCAGUCGAUGGCUGAAUGAACUACACGCACAUUCCGACAUGAAUGUCGUGGUCAUCUUGGUUGGGAACAAAACUGAUCUCAAGGACGCAAGGGAAGUCGACACAGCGGAAGGCAAGGCCAUAGCUGAAACUCAAGGUCUCUUCUUCAUUGAAACUUCUGCGCUCGACUCCUCCAAUGUUGCAGCAGCCUUCGAGACCGUGGUGAAAGAGAUCUACCACAUUUUAAGUAGGAAAGUAUUUCAAUCUCAAGCGCAGAAGCACGAGGCAGCGGCGGUGUUAGGAAGCGGGAAGUCUGUGGUUUUACAGGGAGAUGGAAGCGAUACAAAUGAUGGAGCCCGGGGAUUUCCAUGCUGCUCUUGAAAUGAACUGUAUAAGCUUCUUCUGAGUUCCGUUUUUCCAGAACUACUUCAGAUUCACUUCAUUUCAUUUAUCUUCAAUGUAAAGGGGUAUACGUGCCGAUGUUCUUUUCGUUUUGGUAUAAUGGUGGAAUGGUGAUUUGCCCAUGGAUGAGAUUGAAUACCAGCAUUCAAAAUUCUACUGAAAUAGAUCAAGAAGUUGCCAUGGA